AUGCUUGGCGCCUCUAGCGCUUACCAGGCAGUGGCAGGCACUAUCUCUGAUGAAAUUCUGCCUUUGGCUGUGCAUGCCCAGUAUCGGUGUAUCGCUCCAUGGCAUUCAGGACUUGCGGGCAAGUACCACGAGGCGCAUACUGAAUACCGAUCUUAUCCUGAUAUGUCUUCCCUAUCGAUCUCCGACCUGACGAAGUUGCAGACGGUCAAGUACGUCAAUUUGGGCAGUCUUGCAAUCCUCGCAUUUGAUGUUUGCAUUACGUUUUCCGAAGAGGUCGAAGAAAUAUUUGUGCGAUGGACCUGGUUCAGACCAUGGGAUGUAAUUCGUGUCAUAUUUGUCAUUUCUCGAUAUUUACCUUUCGCGGGUGUCGGAAUGAUUGCAUAUGGCGAGUGA
Messenger RNA from Suillus plorans, 393 nucleotides. RefSeq lists its product as uncharacterized. Bases 1 to 393 code for a protein of 130 amino acids. The record is from RefSeq and is a predicted model, not a curated record. Lineage: Eukaryota; Fungi; Basidiomycota; Agaricomycetes; Boletales; Suillaceae. The transcript has 6 exons.